CAGGACGGAGGCCAGGACGGAGGCCAGGACAGAGGCUAGGUCGCAAGCAGGGUCGCCGCUUGGAUCACCCGGACCGCGACGACUGAGUUCCGGGCAGCGCUUUCACCAGAGGUUUGAGGCCAUUCCGGAGGAGAUGCGAAGCGUCCAGGACGAUCUCAAAAAAACGGACGCAGCUGAGCCGCACUCCAGCAGUAGGGCCAGGGCGGCGUUGCAGCUGCAGGACCACGGCGAGGGACGGGGCUCCGGCGCCUGGCUCAACUUCUGCAUGACGAGAGACCAAGAGGAGGCCGCCGCCGAGGAGGCCCUGCGUCACACAGCAACACCGCGCGGGCCCGUGUCCGCGGCCACGUCCCCGCUGUGCUUCCCCUGCGGCGCGGCCACCACCUCCGCGGCCACGUCCCCCAUCCCUACCGCACGACUGCGCGCGGCCGACGGCCCCACGGCCUCGGGAUCAGCCUGUGCGACGGCCGCGCCUCCAGCCGCCGUCGCUGACCUCACGCCUCCUGUCCGUACGGCUCCGGGCCACGCGGCCCCAGCCUCCGCGACCAGUCCCGUCAGGACGUACCUGGCGCGCGGUGUGGGCACCACGGACCACGAGGACGCUGCAACCAACACCAUGUGUGGGCCUACGCUGCCGUGGGGGCCGCGGGCCGAGGAGCCUCGCGGUCCAAGGCAGGGUGCGCUGCUGGACGCCACCACCUCGCCAAACAGGCGGCGGUCCGACGCGGGCACCACGGGGGGAGCAUUCGGGGUCUCGGGUAACGCGCCGCAGCCCAGGAGACCCUCGGAGACCUCGACGGCCACCGGUUGCGGCAUCUCCUGUAAUCCCCAGGGACCGGCGUGCGGGGGUGUGCAGACGCAGUCGCUAGACGCGCCUCUUUGCUGCCCAAUGCUGCCCGUCGACCUCAGCAGGCACUUCAGCGAGACGGGCGUGGCGGCAUGCACGCGCCAAAGCACCACCAUGCUCUCCAUGUCGUCGUGCAGGAGGACGGUGGUGACGCGGCGGCAGCGCAUCCCGGUGCACCACAACCACGUGCUCGAGCACUUGCACGACACGUGUGACUCGCUGAGCACGUCGUCGGGGAGUACCGAGUACCUGGCGCCCCCCGGGCGCAGCGCGACGGACGACGACUCUACAUCGCCGUGCUGGCGGCGCGCGCCCUGCGGCCCCUCGGAGGUCCCCAAGCUCGCCGCUGCGCGGGGGUUGCGGGGACCGCGAGGGCGCGCCGGGCCCGUGCUGGAGCGCGGGCUGUAUCAGCACCACGCGCCUCCGCGCGCGCAGCCCGCUGGUCCGCCGCCCAGAGAUGGAGUGGGCUGGACCGUCACUCUGGCCGGCGCCGGACGCAACCAGCACGGUGACCUGGAGAUGCGCCUGUCCUUUCCGGCGGAGGGCAGGGAGGAAUUGCCGGCAGACGCCCAGGACAGCGUCGCGGAACAGGCGGAGACGGGUCCCGGGCGGGGCGCUCGCGGACAGGCACCCACGAUGUCAGCGCCGCAGGCUGGCCAGGGUCGGUGGUCGCUCACCAUCAGGAACCAGCUGCCGGGAGACGGGGAAGCCGGGCAGCGACCUGGAGUAUCGCUGUCCAUGACGCCCGCUGCGCCCCAGGAAGACCGGGGCGUCGGAGGCGGAGACCGUCCUGAGCGUGACGGGCGCGGCCAUCCAGCGAAAGGCUCACCGGGCGCUGCCCCGCCACCUGGGCCACCGCCGGUGAUCGAGGUCCGCGAGGGCGUGCCCCCACCCACGCCGUCCGCGCCCGGGUCCGGGGUCCUGCUCACCUCGCCCACCGCAGUGCGCGCACGCGAUGGUUCGCCCACCACCACGGUGAGGGUGACGAUACCCUCGUCGGCGGCCUCCUCACCCAGGACGUCGCCCAGGGUGCUGCGGCUCUCUGUACCCGCGAGCCCCGCUGCCACCCACCCCGCCACCACGCCACCAGCGUCCCCCGACCGAUUCAUCGUCAGGAUUCUGCCCGCCACCCCGCUGCCACCGGCCUCUCCCUAGCUCGUGCAACACCGGGCCCGGGGGCCGGGCCAAAGCCAAAAUCUCAGUUUUCGCGGAGUGCAGACUAGUGGUGUUUUAAUGUCUAGUCAUGGACUCGCAAAGAUAAUCAUUAUCCCUCAAAGUCGACCUACCUUUAGUUAGCUGUCAUACAGGGUGUCCCACGGGCCACUUUUUUUUCGUACUGCACCCUACCGCACGCAUGCGGGUGGGGCGAGAGUUGCCUACUCGCUAGGGGAGGGGCUAUAAGGUGCCAUGGUGAGCAGCGGUAGGCAAACCUGCCCUUAGGGCGACAUGCGGUAACGUAUAAUUUUUGACAAUUGCGGGGGGCCCCUGCUGUGCAUUAUACCUGAAAACAUUAUGAUCUCGUAAACACCCCAACCAAAGAUGGACAUGGUAAGAUGGUUCGUUAAUGUACGGCUGCCUGAUGCCGAUCACCACAGGGCACAAUACAAGCAGUAGUCGCGGCACACUGUGGACGCCCAUGUAAUACUAAAUUAAAGUUCCUGCUCGACAUUAGACAGCCGAGUCGAGGAAAAACAUAGAGUGUAGAAAGUUUGUUCCAGUUCCCGCUGCCGGUGCGUCUCCAGGCGGGCGGGCGGGUGACGCCGCGAGGGCACACCCGCCCGCCCGCCUGAAAGCCGUGCAGUGCGACCCAUCAGUGUUAGUCAGUAUGAACCUCUUCCACACGAUUGCUUCCUCUCAAUAAAUUGCGUCCCUUUUUAAAAACGCUUGUCCUAGAAUACGUGCCAUUGGUUAACUGUAGUACUUCCACCGUCUCAUGUACGAAGUGUAUGUUGUAUGGUUUUAUUACUGAAUAAAAUAUUGAUUCCGUUUUGCAAA
Molecule: messenger RNA, 2842 nt
Organism: Frankliniella occidentalis (western flower thrips)
Lineage: Eukaryota; Metazoa; Arthropoda; Insecta; Thysanoptera; Thripidae
Product: collagen alpha-2(I) chain-like
Exons: 6
Coding region: 134-2002 (622 amino acids)
Source: RefSeq, a predicted model, not a curated record